Fusarium keratoplasticum is the source of this 1419-nucleotide messenger RNA. Its product is annotated as TRNA dimethylallyltransferase. The record is from RefSeq and is a predicted model, not a curated record. Gene Ontology annotation, biological process: tRNA modification. Gene Ontology annotation, molecular function: tRNA dimethylallyltransferase activity; ATP binding. The transcript has 2 exons. The coding region runs from base 1 to 1419 and encodes 472 amino acids. Lineage: Eukaryota; Fungi; Ascomycota; Sordariomycetes; Hypocreales; Nectriaceae. Gene Ontology annotation, cellular component: mitochondrion.
AUGCUGAGACGCAUGGGACAUUUGCUAAGACGCAAUGUUGCAACAAUGGCCACUUCAAAACCUCCAGCUGAACCCCUCGUGGUCGUGCUGGGAUCUACGGGCACGGGCAAGUCUGAGCUAGCAGUUGAGCUCGCGACUCGGCUAAAUGGUGAAAUCAUCAACGCCGAUGCCAUGCAACUUUACAAUGGACUCCCAAUCAUCACUAACAAAAUCACAACCGAGGAACAAUGUGGAGUUCCUCACCAUCUACUGGGCCAUAUCUCACUGGAUGAGCAGCCAUGGGACGUGGACGACUUCAGGCGAGAGGCUAACCGCGUGAUAGGGGAGAUUCGUGGUCGAGGACGUCUGCCUAUUCUUGUGGGCGGCUCUCAGUAUUACGUUGACCCCAUCCUCUUUGAAGAGGUCAUCCUGGAGGACAUUGAGCUGGACACGUCCACGCCAUUUCCAAUCCUGCAAGAGUCAGGCGAAGUCAUGCUUCAUGAGCUGCGCAAGGUUGACCCCGAGAUGGCUGAUCGUUGGCACCCCAAUGAUCGCCGCAAGAUCCAGCGAUCUCUGGAGAUUUAUCUGAGAACCGGCAAGCGGGCCUCUGAAUAUUAUGCGGAGCAACAGGCUCGCAAAGCGGUGGCGCAGCAAGACGGUAGCAGGCGGCCCUGGGAGAAUCUUCUCUUUUGGGUUUACUCGGAGCGGGAAGUCCUGCGCGCGCGUCUGGAUGCACGAGUUGACAAGAUGCAAAAUGGUGGGCUCAUGCAGGAAGCCCGAGAACUCUAUGAUUUCAAGCAUAAAAAGGAGGCCGAGGGCCGAAUACUCGACAUGACAAAGGGCAUUUGGCAGUCAAUCGGAUACAAGCAGUUUGAGCCAUACUUGUCUGCCGUGGACGAGGGUCGAGAGGCUUCAGAGCUUGAGAAGCUGAAGAAUGCCGCCCUUGAGGAGAUGAAGACGGCCACGAGGCGAUAUGCCGUCUACCAGACUCGCUGGAUCAGACUCAAGCAGAUACCUCGGCUGCGAGAUGUUGGACCCGAGGCGAUGGGUAGCCUUUACCUCCUCGAUAGCACCGACGUUUCUAAAUACGGCCAAAACGUUGUCGAACCUGCUGUGCGAUUGGCAAAGCAGUUUCUCCGUGGCGAGGAGCGCCCAUCACCAACUGAGAUCUCACCCUUGGCUAACGAGGUUCUCACGCAGGUGGGCAAUCCACCUCCCAAGGCAACGCCGUGCAAACGCAUGUGUGAGGUAUGCCACACCGUCUUGAUGACUGAGGAGGCUUGGAAGCAACACUUGAAGAGCGCUACUCAUCGUAGGGUGGUACGCAAGAAGGCGAGGAUGUCGCUUGUGCCGGUGGAACAAAAGCCUGAAGAUGGCAAACCGGCACAAGCCAAUGACGAGGAUUCUGGUCCAGAGAUAGGAUCCAUGUUUUCAGAAUAG